GCGGGCGGGCUGGGGCGCACGCGGCGGCCGCGGGGGCGCUGCACCCCGGCGACCUGGGGCGCGGGCGCGGAUCUGUGCGCAGCCGGGGCUCCAAGGGCUCCAUGGGCUCCAAGGACUCUUCGAGCACGGCGUCGGACCCCCGCGAGCGCGUCAAGGACUGCUGCCGCAAGCUGGUGGCCUUUAUGUGCACCCAAGUGGGCGUGGGCGGGCUGGUCGUGAGCUACGCCAUAGUGGGGGCGGUCUGCUUCAUAAACAUCGAGAGCAAGGUGGAGUACCCCGAGCUCGCAGAGGUGCGGGAGCACAGCAAACAGACGGCGGCCCGGCUGUGGCUCAUCUCACAAGAGCUCAACGUGCUCAACGAGUCGCUGUGGCGCCGCAAGGUGGACUCGGCCCUGAUGGGCUUCCAAGGCGCCGUCGUGGACGCGGCCCGUAAGGGCUACGACGGCCGCACCGCCGAGGCCAUGUGGUCCUUCCCCGCUGCCCUCAUGUUUUCCCUGUCUAUCUUCACCAUGAUUGGCUUCGGGAACCUGGUGCCGCGGACCACGUGGGGCAAAGCCGCCACCGUGGUGUACGCCGUGUUCGGCGUCCCUUUGUACGUGCUGUACUUCAUGAACAUGGGCAAGGUGCUGGCCCAGACGUUUCGCUGGCUCUACACCCGCCUGUACGAGUGCUCGACGCCGAGGCCGGCCGGCUCCACGGGUCCGGGGCCGCGGGUGAUUGUGCCGUCCACGGCCUGCCUCUGGGUCAUCAGCGGCUACGUGCUCACAGGCACCAUCAUGUUCGCCGAGUGGGAGCAAUGGAGCUACCUGGACAGCUGCUACUUCUGCGUGACCAGCCUCUGCAAGAUCGGCUUCGGCGACUUCGUUCCCGGCGCCACCCUCAGCGACGGCGAGGGCGACGGCAAGGGCGGUGACGACGGUGGCAUCCAGACCCGGCGGGUCAUCACCUUCGUGUACCUGCUGCUCGGCCUGGGACUCAUCGCCAUGUGCUACAACCUGAUGCGCGAGGAGGUGCGCGUCAAGGUUCGCCAGCUCAAGGAUGAUGUUGGCCACUGCCUGGACGAGUUGCAUCUGCGAGCCGCGACCUGCUACCGGGGACCCAGCCCGGAGCAGGACUACAUGUACUGAGACCACUGAGACACGAGUGCAGUGCCAGAGUUGCCCGGGGCGACAAAAACGGACACUAAGACAGUAUUUUUUUUUA
Molecule: messenger RNA, 1203 nt
Organism: Frankliniella occidentalis (western flower thrips)
Lineage: Eukaryota; Metazoa; Arthropoda; Insecta; Thysanoptera; Thripidae
Product: potassium channel subfamily K member 9-like
Exons: 1
Coding region: 102-1127 (341 amino acids)
Biological process (GO): potassium ion transmembrane transport; stabilization of membrane potential
Cellular component (GO): membrane
Molecular function (GO): potassium ion leak channel activity
Source: RefSeq, a predicted model, not a curated record